GUUCUUUCUGCUUUGCUACUUUUUGACUGCUCGUCAGAGGGCUGUGCACUUCGCUUCCUCCCUCCUUCAAGGCCACCGAGCUAUGUGCAGGCGGCAUUAGUCUUUGUCCACAAUGUCUCUGCACAGGCCCCUGCAGCGGCAGACCAGCAACGGCAACUUGAAGUAUGGUGCUGAUCUUGCGUACAGCUCCUAUUCCCCGCUCACAGGCCCGCUCACGAUGGAGGACAACCGAAGGAUUCAGGUGCUGGCAGACACCGUGGCUACUCUGCCUCGGGGACGAAAGCAGCUUGCUUUGGCCAGAUCAAGUUCUCUAGGUGACUUUUCCUGGUCUCAAAGAAAGCUUGUCACUGUGGAAAAGCAGGACAAUGGAGCAUUUGGAUUUGAAAUUCAGACUUACAGGCUCCAGAACCAGAACAUCUGCUCCUCUGGUGUGUGCACUAUGAUCUGCAAAGUGCAGGAAGAUAGCCCUGCUCACUGCGCUGGCCUGCAAGCUGGUGACAUCCUGGCAAAUAUCAAUGGUGUGAGCACAGAAGGAUUUACCCACAAACAAGUGGUUGACCUGAUCCGAUCCUCGGGAAAUCUGCUAACGAUAGAGACUCUUAAUGGAACAAUGAUUCACAGAAGAGCAGAGCUUGAAGCAAAGCUGCAUGCUUUAAAGCAAACCUUGAAGAAAAAAUGGGUGGAGCUCAGGUCUCUGCACUUACAAGAACAGCGCCUACUUCAUGGAGAUGCAGUUAACUCCCCAAAUUUGGAAAAUAUGGAGCUGGAUGAGUCGUCCUUGUUUGGAAACCUGUUGGGGACAGGCCCAGCCCUCCUGGACCAGCACCGAUUGUCCAGCGAGAGCAGCUGUAAGAGCUGGCUGAGCUCCCUGACUGUGGACAGUGAAGAUGGCUACAGAACAAGUGUGUCAGAGGACUCUAGCCGGGGUACCUUCAGCCGGCAGACCAGCACCGACGACGAGUGCUUUCUUUCUAAGGAUGGGGACGAUAUUCUGAGGAAUACCUCUUCCAGGAGAAACCGGAGCAUCAGUGUCACCAGCAGUGGGUCCUUAUCUCCCUUGUGGGAGGGCAAUUACUCAAGCAUGUUUGGGACUCUGCCCCGAAAAAGCAGACGGGGAAGUGUCCGGAAGCAAAUUUUGAAAUUCAUUCCCGGCCUUCAUCGUGCAGUGGAAGAGGAAGAGAGUCGCUUUUGAUGGGCGGCAGGGACCUUUCACAUCUGUCUGUUUCACAAUUCUCUCUCCACCCGCCUAGAUGAGCUCCACCUGGCUUAGUGGGAAAGUACAGAUCGACUGCAAUGCUCACAUCCCAUUUCACAGCUGCAUUGACCUUUAAGUUCUUAUAUUGUUAUUUUAGGGUCUUAUAUCAGUUUUUUUUUUUCUUUUUUGAACCAGUGUAGCUCAAGUUCUAAGCAGCCACCAGGAGAGGAAAGUAAUAGGUUCGAUAAAGUAAUAAUGUGCCUGUUAAUUCUAAUGCUGGCCACGAAAGUACAAAAAUAUUUAUUUUACUGACUAUGCAUGUAAAAAGCAGAGGACUCUUAGACUCAAGUGUGAACAUGGAGCGACAGACAUAAUUAUUGGGUUAUAGGUUAAUUUGGUAGACUACAAAAUCUUAUGCUUGCUUAAUACUCAGUAGCCUCUGGGGGAGCAUUCACAGGGAAGAAUUAAAGUUUUUUUCCCCCAAACUAUCAAAAGAUCAUAAACAAAGAGAAGUCUUCUCACUUGAACACUGACAGUGAGGCAGGAGAAGCAAGGCAUGGGGUGCCGAGGAGGGCUCUUGGGACUAUUACCCUAAGCUCCCACUUCCCACCAUGUCUAAAUAGAAUGAGUGAGACUCCCAUUAAAUUCUGCUCAUUUCGGUUGUUUUCCUGCCUAAACAUGGAUGCCAAGUCCAGAAAUCUCAGGAUCUGAUAAAUCUGUGAUUAUAUUUUGCUUCAAAUGCCUAAAAUUCUAAAAAUGAGGGUGAGAAAAGAGUUCCCUCUGUAUUUUUUUUUCUGUUAUUCCUUAUUACACAUUCUACAUAGGUGUCGCCUCAGCUCUCACUUCCCUGUUAACUAUGCUUGUGUUGUAUUCUCACUUCUCAAUCACGCUCUAUUUUAUUUCAACAUCCAUUAAAGUAUUUGUUCUGGUAAUGUACCUGUUUGUUACCUAUAUGCUAAAGCAAACAGUCUGAACCAACUGAUAAAGACUUAUGUUGAUUCUAGUUGUGUGUGUG
This is a messenger RNA of Acomys russatus (golden spiny mouse), 2210 nucleotides long. RefSeq names its product cytohesin 1 interacting protein (gene Cytip). The record is from RefSeq and is a predicted model, not a curated record. Gene Ontology annotation, cellular component: cell cortex. Gene Ontology annotation, biological process: regulation of cell adhesion. Bases 113 to 1192 code for a protein of 359 amino acids. Gene Ontology annotation, molecular function: protein binding. The transcript has 8 exons. NCBI's taxonomy places the organism in Eukaryota, Metazoa, Chordata, Mammalia, Rodentia, Muridae.